Molecule: messenger RNA, 799 nt
Organism: Porites evermanni
Lineage: Eukaryota; Metazoa; Cnidaria; Anthozoa; Scleractinia; Poritidae
Source: the annotation of a GenBank genome assembly
AUGGCAGAAAGGAGAGAAGGCGAAAAAACAGUGGGGUUGCAACAAGACGCCCAAAAAGAUGACGAUGGAGGUACAUUUAGACAUUUUUAAUACUAUUCCUAAUUGCGGCUGUAACAAGCUACUUCAGUUUAAACAUUUUGUAUGUUUUUUCACAGGUCUAUCACACUCGAUGCUUGAACGAUGGGAGGACUUUCACGUAAAACUUCUUGUCAGUUGUUGGCAAAAGCAGAGGCUUGAAUUCGGAAAAGGGAAAGCUACCAAAAAGGACAUAUUCAACAGAAUUGCCAAUGAGUUCAAUAGUAUUUCUACUGACGUGAAGGUCAUGGGGGAGCAGUGUAGUCGUAAGUGGCUCAAGCUUGAAGCUUCCCACAAGAAGAUAACGGACCACAACAACACCACGGGAGCCGACAAGAAAACUUGGAAAUACUUCCAUGAAAUGGAGUUUUGUAUCGGGGGAAAUCCAAAUGUACGACCGAAGUUCACUUUGGAGAGCAGCAGCAGCACUGCAGACGUCCUUGCGGACGAAGACUCCGAGGAAAGUGGAGAUGAUGAAGACCAAUGUUCCGCGGCCGAGAGCUCUAGUACAACAAAACGAAAAACCACUGGAAGUGGCUGUAAACGCCGGAAAAGGAAAAGAAAAUCAAAAUCUUCGGCUGCAGAGAUGUUGACAUUCCUGUCAUCUUACGCAGAGCAACAUGAGGAGAACGAAAGAGAAAAGAUGGAGUUGAUGAAGGAGGCGAAGGAGGAACGAAAGAGCUUUUUUAACCAGUUACUACAAAUUAUGAGUAAGCGUAAAUGA